Cynoglossus semilaevis (tongue sole) is the source of this 1952-nucleotide messenger RNA. It is a transcript of the gene rtcb, whose product is annotated as RNA 2',3'-cyclic phosphate and 5'-OH ligase. Gene Ontology annotation, molecular function: RNA ligase (GTP) activity; RNA ligase (ATP) activity. Lineage: Eukaryota; Metazoa; Chordata; Actinopteri; Pleuronectiformes; Cynoglossidae. Gene Ontology annotation, cellular component: nucleus; tRNA-splicing ligase complex. The coding region runs from base 103 to 1620 and encodes 505 amino acids. The transcript is spliced from 12 exons. The record is from RefSeq and is a predicted model, not a curated record. Gene Ontology annotation, biological process: tRNA splicing, via endonucleolytic cleavage and ligation.
CUGGCCUCCGUAGCGAUCAGCCCAGUGGUACUUUGCUUCAGUCAGGUCCACGGUGGAAAUCGCAGCGUGAAACUGUGAAAGUGAACUGUUCCUCGUCACAAAAUGAGCCGAAAUUACAACGAUGAGCUGCAAUAUUUGGAGAAGAUCUCCAGCAACUGCUGGAGAAUCAAAAAAGGCUUUGUUCCCAACAUGCAGGUUGAAGGAAAUUUCUACGUCAACGAUUCUCUGGAGAAACUGAUGUUUGAGGAGCUUCGUAACGCCUGUCGAGGUGGAGGUAUUGGUGGUUUUCUUCCAGCCAUGAAGCAGAUAGGGAACGUGGCGGCGCUGCCUGGUAUCAUACACAAAUCCAUUGGCCUUCCAGACGUCCACUCAGGGUACGGUUUUGCAAUCGGAAACAUGGCGGCCUUUGACAUGAAUGACCCUGACGCUGUCGUGUCUCCAGGUGGCGUCGGCUUCGACAUAAACUGUGGCGUACGUCUCUUGAGGACAAACCUGGACGAGCGCGACGUGCAGCCCGUUAAGGAGCAGCUGGCACAGUCGCUUUUCAAUCACAUUCCCGUGGGAGUCGGGUCCAAAGGAGUCAUUCCCAUGGGAGCCAAAGACCUGGAGGAGGCGCUGGAGAUGGGUGUGGACUGGUCCCUGAGGGAGGGCUACGCCUGGGCUGAGGACAAGGAGCAUUGCGAGGAGUACGGCAGGAUGCUGCAGGCCGACCCCAACAAGGUGUCGUCCAAGGCCAAGAAGCGAGGUCUCCCCCAGCUGGGAACUCUGGGAGCAGGAAACCACUACGCUGAGAUCCAGGUGGUGGAUGAGAUCUACAACGACUACGCCGCCAAGAAGAUGGGCAUCGACCACAAAGGUCAGGUGUGCGUGAUGAUCCACAGCGGCAGCCGAGGCCUUGGUCACCAGGUUGCCACAGAUGCUCUGGUUGCCAUGGAGAAGGCCAUGAAACGGGAUAAGAUCACAGUGAACGACCGUCAGCUGGCGUGCGCUCGCAUCACCUCACAGGAAGGUCAGGACUACCUGAAGGGGAUGGCAGCGGCGGGAAACUACGCCUGGGUGAACCGUUCGUCCAUGACCUUUCUGACUAGACAGGCCUUCGCAGAAGUCUUCACCACCACACCAGACGACCUGGACAUGCACGUCAUCUACGACGUCUCUCACAACAUCGCCAAAGUGGAGGAGCACAUCGUGGACGGGAAGCAGAAAACACUGCUGGUUCACCGCAAAGGCUCCACCAGAGCCUUCCCGCCCCACCAUCCACUCAUUCCUGUCGACUACCAGCUGACAGGUCAGCCGGUGUUGAUCGGAGGGACGAUGGGAACAUGCAGCUACGUCCUCACAGGGACGGAACAUGGAAUGACCGAAACCUUCGGAACCACCUGUCACGGAGCAGGUAGGGCUCUCUCUCGAGCCAAGUCUCGCAGAAACCUGGACUUCCAGGACGUCCUGGACAAACUGGCCGACAUGGGCAUCGCCAUCAGAGUGGCUUCACCUAAACUGGUCAUGGAAGAGGCUCCUGAAUCGUACAAAAACGUGACGGACGUCGUGAACACGUGUCACGACGCAGGAAUCAGUAAGAAGGCGAUAAAACUGCGACCCAUCGCUGUGAUAAAAGGCUGAACCUGCAUGACACAAGGACAAGUGACCGCAAAAAGUGCAAUGAGAAAAGGCGAACGGAGUCGAGUCGAGGAAAAAGAUCUGACUCAGUUUGGCGCUUCGGGUUUUUUUGUUUGUGGAGAGACAAGAGAAUUUAAGUUGAAGAAAGCUGAAAAACAGCAGAAUUAAGUUGGUAUUUAAAUAAAACAGAUGGAUUAUGUUAAAGGAAGUGUUUAGACUGCGAACAUUACAUCACUUAUGUUUACUAUAAAAAUGGAAAGCUAAUGAAUGGAUGACAAAAAUGUGACCCUGAAGGACAGAAAAUAAAAAUGAACAUAUUUUUCUGGUAGAGUAAA